AACGAGAAUUAGAACGUUUGUUCCCUUUGAUUCAAGGAAAAGCUAUAUUAGUUUUUGUGAUCAAAAGGUGGAAUUAAUGUCCAUUCACCAGCGCGAUGACCUUUGGUCGGCUAUUUCGAUACUCCCCUGUAUCGAUAUUAAAAUAAAUAUCAGUCCAACAGUUUCUUUGUUAACAGAUCCUGCCGAUUGAGAAUUCCAUGAGGCGGCCACAUAAGCUGGUGAGCGGCGUGGGGGUCCUGAACGCUGCUAUGGUUUUCAUCACCCUCCUGUACGGUGCAAUUGGGUUUUUUGGCUACCUAAAAUAUGGAGAUGACGUCAAAGGAAGCAUCACUUUAAACAUGGGCGAUGAUAUCCAGUCAGAAAUAGUAAAAGUGAGCGUGGCUCUUGCUGUGUUCUUCACCUAUGGACUACAGUUCACAGCUUGCUUCGAGGUGGUCAGGAAGGCUGCCCAACCUCACAUUGGUAAGGGCAGGGAAAUAGUGGGAUUCUACAUCAUCAGGAAUCUUCUCAUUUUUGGCACAGUACUGUUUGGGAUAGCAGUGCCUCAACUAGCUUCAGUCAUCUCCCUGGUCGGCUCAGUGGGGUUCUCUGUUCUGGGACUGUUCCUGCCGGCCAUCACCGAGACUAUCGUCUUCUGGAACGGCGGCCUCGGCUGGGGGCGGUGGCGUGUCUGGAAGAACGUCGGGCUCGCCAUCAUCGCUAUCUUCGCCCUCAUCAGUGGGACCAGCGUCGCUAUAAGAGACAUUUUCUCCAACUAUCAAUAACGCGUUACAAUAAAAUAUAGCACACGUGCCGUUAUAUUGUUUGCCUUUAAAUCACGGGGCGAACAUGUUACUAGUCAAAAACUUGUUUGAAUUGUAUCAGUUACGUAACUUAAAAAAAGACCGCAAACCUGUUCUUAUAGAAUACACCAAAGUUUGAUGCAUAGCCAAGUCACAGUAUUUCUUAAUUAUUUUCCUUUAAUUUAAGUCCAAUGAAGGUUCCUUUAAUAUAAUUAUUUCCUUAUAUAGUCAGUUAUUUAACAGUCUUUCGUUAUUGGUCUCUAUAAAGGAUUAGUAUAUGAAUUUUCAAAAGUGUGUGUGUACCUAAAAGUAUAUUUUAGGCCUCGUCUAUUUUAAUUUA
Messenger RNA from Homalodisca vitripennis (glassy-winged sharpshooter), 1122 nucleotides. RefSeq names its product proton-coupled amino acid transporter-like protein pathetic. NCBI's taxonomy places the organism in Eukaryota, Metazoa, Arthropoda, Insecta, Hemiptera, Cicadellidae. Gene Ontology annotation, biological process: amino acid transmembrane transport. The coding region runs from base 198 to 764 and encodes 188 amino acids. The transcript has 3 exons. Gene Ontology annotation, molecular function: amino acid transmembrane transporter activity. The record is from RefSeq and is a predicted model, not a curated record. Gene Ontology annotation, cellular component: vacuolar membrane.